UAAAUAUAAAAUAGUGUUAAAAUAAACAAAAUAUUGUUAAAUAAUAAUGAUAAUUAUUAAAAAAUAAAAAUAAUUUAAUAAUAUUAAUAACAAAAAAGUGUUUGUUCAAGUUUGGUUGGAGUUGAGAUUUUUGUCGUUAUUUAAACGAUUCAAAACUGUUAAAAACAUUUUUUCUACACACAAGUAUAAUGUUUAUAAAUGAAAUAGAAUAAUUAUAAUGUGCCUACACUAAACAUCCAUAUAAUGGAAUGUUGAUUAAAUUGGACAAAAAUAAAAUUUAAAUAAACAAUAAGAACCAAGAACCAAAAAUAUUAGUACAAAGUAAAAAGAAAUAGACAGAGACAGAGAGAGAGAGCUAGAAACAAAAAAUAAAAACAACAAAAAAAGUGAUAACAAAGACCAAACAAAUUAAAUAACAUGCAGUAUCAGCCUGGUUCAUGGUAUUUACCAUGGGGAAUACCAAUACAAAAAAUGCUAACAAUGCCGUAUCCUCAACCAGGAUCACCAAAUGCAGCAACAAUUAGUCCCUAUGCAGCGACAAACAAUGCUACCCUAACAUGCCAAGUCUUGCCGAACCAACAUCCGAGCAAUGUUAACAACAAUACCGCAACAACAAUUCAAGUGCAAACAGCAGCCGCAGCAGCAGCAGCAGGGGCACACAAUUAUCAACAUCCAACCUUUCAUCCAAAUGCUGUGGGGACAUUUGCAUGCAGCAAUACACCAGCUACUCUACACCAUAAUACAUCGGCUGUGGCAGCAGCACCACCACCACAACAUACUGCACCUUCCAUGCCAUCAUCAAACAUGCUUAACGGCCACGGACAUGGUCUUCCACAUCUGCAAGGUACCCAAAUGCAGAACAACCAUACGCAACAUCCAAAUACUUUACUGCCGUCUGCAGCAGCUGCUGCUGCUGCGGCCGCAAUGUUCUCACCACUUGCCCUGCGUACAUACUUGGCCUCUUCCGCUGCAGCUGCUGCCGCUGCACUCAACAAUCCAUUGGUUGGAGUGCCCAACCAAACAACCCUUUCGGGUUGUUCACAAGUUAUACCUCAACAAACACCAAAUCAGGUCAAUACGUCGACCCCUCAAUUAACAUGUGUUCCAUCUUCUCCAUCUCCUCAACACCAUCUCAACAGUCACAGUCAUCACCACCACCACCAUCAUCAACAGACCCUACCGGCAGCAAUAAACUUGAAUGUUGACGUUGUUGCAAUGCGUCAUCAUGUUAACAAUAUAAAUGCGGCCAAUAAUCUUUCAAUCUCUUUGAAAAAGUUAUUGCCUCCCAAUGAUAAGGAAAAGCCAAAAAUUCAGAAUCCUGAAAAAAGAAAAGCUGACGAUUCCGAUCAAUUGAAAGAUUUGAAAAAGGCAAAACUAGAAACAAAGGCUUUGAAGGCUAAAAGACCCGGCUUUACUGAUGAGCGGUAUCACGAGACAUCGUACUACAUUGAAAACGGAUUACGAAAGGUUUAUCCGUAUUAUUUUACUUUUACAACAUUUACCAAAGGACGUUGGGUAGGUGAAAAGAUUCUAGAUGUAUUCGCUCGUGAAUUUCGAGCACAUCCAGCUGAAGAGUAUGAACGCUGCAUCAAAUCAGGAACUUUAACAGUAAAUUAUGAUAAAGUGCCUGUUGAUUACAGACUAAAACACAAUGAUUUGUUAGCAAAUAUUGUUCAUCGACAUGAAGUUCCAGUUACUAGUCAACCAAUCACAAUAGUACACAUGGACGACGAUAUUGUGGUUGUUAAUAAACCAGCAUCUAUACCAGUUCAUCCAUGUGGCAGAUAUCGGCAUAACACUGUAGUUUUUAUAUUGGCCAAAGAAUAUAAUUUGAAGAAUUUACGUACAAUACAUCGCUUAGAUCGUCUUACUUCAGGUCUUCUCUUAUUUGGCCGCAGUCCCAAAAAAGCACGACAAAUGGAACAUCAAAUCCGCAAUAGGCAAGUGCAAAAGGAGUAUAUUUGUCGUGUGGAAGGUGAAUUUCCAGAGGGAGUUAUCGAAUGCAACGAACCAAUUGAAGUUGUUAGCUAUAAAAUUGGAGUCUGUAAAGUGUCACCAAAGGGCAAGGAUUGUACAACAACAUUUCAGAAAAUUUCUUACAAUGGAAAAACAAGUGUUGUAUUGUGCAAACCACUAACAGGACGUAUGCAUCAAAUUCGUGUCCACUUACAAUAUCUAGGAUUUCCUGUUGUUAACGAUCCUUUGUAUAAUCAUGAAGUGUUUGGACCCCUUAAAGGCCAAGGUGGUGAUAUUGGUGGUAAAACUGACGAAGAGCUAGUGCGUGAUUUAAUCAAUAUUCAUAAUGCUGAAAAUUGGUUGGGUAUCGAUGGUGACUCUGAUAUAUCAAUGUUUAAAACUAUUAAAGGAGACUGUGAUGUUGACACUAUAAGCUUAGGAAGCGAAACAAAAGGACAUGUUUUAAGUGAUGACGAUUCGGAAAUUACAUCUCGUGAAACUUCACCAACAUGCCCCAACAGUCCACGUCUUGCGGACCCUGCUGCACAACUUCUGAAAAAUGUAAAUGAAGUGGAACUAGUUAAAAUUACGCAUGCUUCAGACAUUAGCAAUCUUACAAUUGCCGAUACUAACAAUAGCAAUGAAGUGUAUGAGAAAAAUGAUUCAUAUUCUCACAUCAAGGUAGAAGUAACAGUUGCUACACAAACUGGUCACGAGGCUCCAGACAUGGCAUUCAAUGCUGAAAAAAUGACUUCAGAUAAACACUGUUAUGAAUGUAAAGUUCGCUACAGAGAUCCGAAACCAAAGGACCUUGUUAUGUAUUUGCAUGCAUGGAAAUAUAAGGGUCCUGGAUGGGAAUAUGAAACCAUGCUACCAAACUGGGGAAGUGCCGAUUGGAUUGAAACGGAUUAAGAAUAAAUGUAUGGAUUUUAUAAAGAAUAAACAGACACAUAUUAAUGCAUAGUAGAAAUACAACAAUAUAAAAAUAAAUAAAAAAUUAAAUUAGCAAAUUAUAUUUUUAUUACAAAAUAGUUUUGUAUAGUUAUUUGCAAAAAGCACAAAGAAAUGAUAAAUAAAUGUACAUCUAGAAAUUUGUCUACCUUAUAUGAAUAA
Molecule: messenger RNA, 3069 nt
Organism: Calliphora vicina (urban bluebottle blowfly)
Lineage: Eukaryota; Metazoa; Arthropoda; Insecta; Diptera; Calliphoridae
Product: pseudouridylate synthase RPUSD2-like
Exons: 12
Coding region: 418-2868 (816 amino acids)
Biological process (GO): enzyme-directed rRNA pseudouridine synthesis
Molecular function (GO): RNA binding; pseudouridine synthase activity
Source: RefSeq, a predicted model, not a curated record